AUGGAGUUUGAGACGGAAAAGUGUUGCGAUAUCAUGCUCAUUGACGGUAUUGCUCCUGCUCCUUACAAUUUGUAUAAUUAUCAAGGUUUUAUGCAGCCAAUGUUCCAAUUUGCUAACAGCAGCACAGUCACGUUCAAUUUCACCUCCGAUGGACUUGUUGGUGGAUCGGGCUUUAGUGGAUCCGUCUACAAUAUUGAUUGCUUUUGCAAUUUUACUUUGCUACAACUAACUGAAGAAAACCCUUACAAGGAAAUCUUUUCGCCUGGAUUUCUUGAUGGGGCUCCAACGUAUUGUCCCAACUUGAACUGCUUCUGGAUUGUGCAAUUCUCGACUGAUUAUGAACUCGUGUCCAACAUGUCGGUUCUGAACCUCCGUUCAGUUGAUACGCCACAAGAUCUGCUGACAGUGACAGACAAUUUCGGGCGGAUUCUCGUCCAAAAGAACGUGAUGUCGUACGGAGACGUCUCCGAGGCGAUCACAACAUCUGGACAGCUCUCGUUCAAUCUGGUCACAUCACCGGUUACAGCAUUUCCUCCCUCACUAGUGGCAUCAGGAUUUCUGGUUCAACUGACUCUCGUUAAAAAAAAUUUCCAUAGAAAAGCCAUCGUUUUGACGGAUGAAAACUUUAUGGUCGAUAUAUCAACGGAAUUUUUUGCUGAAGGACUCAACAUGACAUAUGAGUAUCUAAUAACAGCGCGUCCAAAUCGAAAGGCAAGUGAAACUGUUGCUGUAUAUUUCUUCACGGCUACUUAUGGGACGGUGAAUUUGGACGUGUAUGACGGACCCGAUGCCAGCGCCGACACCAUCUAUACAAGAGUGAGUCCGGACUCUUAUCCGCUACACCGCGAGACCACAUUGCUUCGGCUUGGCUCUCGCUAUGUCAGGCUGCCAGUCAGUUUGAUGGUGGCUGAAGUCCACUUCGGCUUAACCGAGCUGUCCGAUGGACCGGCGGGCAAUUCGGCUCAGCAGGACCGAUCCACACUCCCUCAAAUGGAGGGGUGUGGGCUCGGUCCUGCUGAGCGUAUAUCAUCCUAG
This is a messenger RNA of Haemonchus placei, 1035 nucleotides long. NCBI's taxonomy places the organism in Eukaryota, Metazoa, Nematoda, Chromadorea, Rhabditida, Trichostrongylidae. The record is from the annotation of a GenBank genome assembly.